AUGGCAGUGAAGACGGACAUAAGUAAAGCAUACGAUCGGCUUGAAUGGGAUUUCAUAGCUGCAGUGCUAGAGAGACUCGGAUUUCACCAACAUUGGAUUGGUCUAAUCAUGCAGUGUAUCUCGUCAGUUACAUAUUCCUUCCUCAUCAACGGUUCGCCUAGAGGAAAGGUUAUACCGAGUCGAGGGAUUCACCAAGGCGAUCUCCUCUCGCCCUACAUAUUCAUAUUAUGUAGUGAAGUGCUCUCGGAUCUUUGUAACAAAGCACAAGCAGAAGGACGCAUCCAAGGCAUUAGGGUUUCUCGGGGGAGUCCCCGGAUUAACCAUCUUCUUUUCGCGGAUGAUACUAUGUUCUUCCUAAAAGCGGAAAGAGAGUCGACUUUAGCUCUCAAAGAAAUUAUGCAUCGUUAUGGGACAGCGUCUGGUCAAUCAAUUAAUUUUGAAAAGUCAUCUGUUACCUUUUCACGCAGAGCUCCGGCUGAACUGAAAAAUAUGGUCCAUACAGAGCUUCAAAUCCAAAAAGAAGGCGGUGUUGGAAAGUAUCUCGGGCUUCCAGAAAUUUUCGGGAGAAAGAAGAAAGACAUGUUCUCGUCAAUAGUGGAUCGUAUUGUCCAAAAAGCAAGCAGUUGGUCUAACCGGUACCUAUCCGCAGCAGGAAAGAUGGUAAUGCUUCAAAGUGUUCUCUCCUCUAUACCAUCCUACUCCAUGACCUGCUUCAAACUGCAUGUAUCUCUUUGCAAUCACAUCCAAUCAGCGUUAACGCGCUUUUGGUGGGAUGACAAGACGGGGAAGAGAAAGAUGGCAUGGUUAGCUUGGGAUAAAAUGACUCUGUCUAAGAGUAAUGGUGGACUGGGCAUACGGGACGUGCAAGCUUUCAAUGAUGCCUUCUUAGCUAAAAUUAGCUGGCGGCUAAAAGAAAACCCCGACUGUCUAUUGGGCAGGAUCUUAUUGUCUAAGUACUGUCCAGAUGGAAAUCUUCUAACUUGUACUGCCCUGUCCGCGGCUUCCCAUGGGUGGCAGAGCAUUCUGUUGGGUAGAGAUCUUCUGGUAAAAAAUCUGGGUUGGAUAGUAGGAGAUGGAGCGUCGAUCAAGAUAUGGGAUGAUGCUUGGCUGAGCCUCGAAGCCCCGUGUAGACCUAUGGGACCUGCAACUAGUGAGACGGCUUCAUUGUGCGUAAAAGACCUUAUUCAAGAAGGGAAUGGCGAAUGGAACAGAGAAUUUGUGCAAACAGUUCUACCUUUUGAGGAGGAAAGAGUGUUGAGUAUCACUCCCAGUACAAAAGGAGCCUCGGACGUUCUUAAAUGGCUGGGAACUAAGACAGGAGAGUACAAGGUCAAAACAGGAUACUACACGGCCAUGGCCGAAGUAACUGAAGAAAUUUUGGAGGGAGAAGCUACCCCUGAGUUUGACUGGAGAAGAACAGUAUGGAACCUAAAAAUUGCUCCAAAGGUUAAGAUGUUUACCUGGAAGUGUUUGAAAGGACUAACAUCCUCCCCUCUUGUGCCCUGGAUCCUUUGGGCAUUGUGGAAGGCUCGCAACAAAUAUGUUUUUGAGAAUUUUGAUGGGAGUCCGGCAGACAUUUUAUCGCAAGCAAUAGGUGCAACAAAAGAAUGGGCCGCAGCGCAAGACAAAAAAGAAAGAGGCAGCCAAAGGGUUACCCAACCCCUUCCCCAUGAAGCUGGAACAGUCGCAAGGUCUGAUGCUGCGUGGUCGGCGUUAACAAAGAAUGCGGGUCUUGGCUGGGUCGUGGUGACUCGAGAACAGAGGACUCUGUUUAAGCUAGGAAUCGCCUUCACCCCCUCAGCCCUAGUUUCUGAAGCCCUAGCCUUGAAGGAAGCGGUGAUGGCUUGUUUCAGGAUAGGAGUAAAGGAUGUGAGAUUUGAAUCAGACUCAAGGAUGCUGAUUAACGCCAUCAACGGCAAAGACCCUCUGUUUGAGAUUUACGGAGUUGUGGAGGAUAUCCACAUUCUAUCUAAUGCUUUUGAUGAUGUUAGCUUUGCUUGGUUGUCGAGAGAGAGAAAUGGUGAGGCUGAUAUGCUUGCCAAGAAUGCAUUAAGGGUUGUAUGA
This is a messenger RNA of Brassica oleracea var. oleracea, 2064 nucleotides long. RefSeq lists its product as uncharacterized. The coding region runs from base 1 to 2064 and encodes 687 amino acids. Gene Ontology annotation, molecular function: nucleic acid binding; RNA-DNA hybrid ribonuclease activity. NCBI's taxonomy places the organism in Eukaryota, Viridiplantae, Streptophyta, Magnoliopsida, Brassicales, Brassicaceae. The transcript is spliced from 2 exons. The record is from RefSeq and is a predicted model, not a curated record.